AAGAAGCAGAUGACAACUAUUCAAGAGAAAUUGCCACCUUAAAAGGGCUGAUCAAGGAUCUGCAACAAGAAAGGGACUUAUCCAGAAAAGAAUUAGCCACACAGAGAGACCUGCUGAAACACCUAGAGGAGGAAAGGAACAGCUACAAGAAAGAGGUAACUGUAGUCAGGGAGGAGCUGACAGAGACCAACAUGAUCUUACAGAAUCUACAAGAACAGCUAUCCUCACUCAAAGAUCUACAUAACCAAAGAGCUGAGCCUGUCUCUCAAAUCAAUCAAAUCCCCUCAGUGCCACCGAACCUUCUCUCACCACCCCACACUGGAGGUACGCCAGAACAACACACAAGAGGACAUGUGGCUGAAACAGACAAAGACUCUGAAAUAGAUGACAAUAGAAAAGGAAACAUUGUGUUAUUAUUGGACUCAAAUGGUAAAUUCAUCAAUGAGAACAAGCUUUUUCCAAGACACAAAGUAUCAAAGCUCUGGUGCCCUACAACGCAAAAGGCAAUAGAACUCCUCACAACAUCCAGUCUGGGCUCACCAAGCCACAUCAUCAUCCACACAGGAACCAACGAACUGAGGACACAACAGGAGAGAGUAGCUGACUCCUUUGAAAAGAAAACUUUCAGUCAUUGAAAAAGCAUGUAGCACUUUCCCCAACAGCAAGAUCGUCAUCUCAUCUAUUCUGCCUCGCACAGACUUUUACCCCCAUAUCAUUCAGAGGGUUAAUUCGGCUAUCUCCAUGGCCUGUACUUUACACCCUAAUGUACAUCUGGCACAUCACCCUAACAUUGAAAUAGACUGCUUGUUCGACCAUGUACACCUUCUCAAAGAGACUAUUCCUAUGUUCACAAGAAAUCUAAAAAAUGCUGCUUUCAAUCGGAACCGAUGGCCAAGAGACAGAAGGACAAUGCAGACAUCAAGCCAGCCCUUUUCUCAAAGGAGAAAACAUCAAUCAACUCUACAGAGAUCUCCAAACAUCCCAUUAGAUCCUCCUCACCAAGAACAUCCAGGAUGUCAUGGAGCCCAGGCCAGCUCAUCACCCACAACUAUCUCAUCUGCAACCCCACAUCAGGUUCCUUAUGAACAACUGACUAUGGCUGGACAUUCUUCAUCAAAACUGGAACCAUCAACUUAUGCCCAGGUCUCAAGUAGAACCUCUGCUGAUGAAUCAAGUCGUCUCAAUGGUAUGCAUAGUAUGCUAAAAACUCUUUCCAUCUUCCAUAGUCACACACACACUCACGCACACCGACUCUCUCACACACACACAUGCACACAUUUACAUACAUAGACAAAACUCUUUCACACUUCCACCUCUCCAUACAUGCAUACCCAUAAUUGACACACACACCAUCAACACUCAUACUCACCAGCUAACAAACUCAAACAGACACGCACACACACGUCUUCUCUUUCUACUCAAAAAAAAAAAAGUAUGCUGCUGUGCGGGGACCUUGAGCCUACUCUAAUAUCUUAGUGCUCUGUUGGGGAUGUGGGAGUAUAGGUGCAGUGGUUCACUGUGGCGGGUGCCGGCACGCUUGCUGCUGUGGUAUGUAGGAUGAAGGGGGCCUGUAUGGUUCUGGCAGGUUUGGGAGUUGAUGUUUGGUAUGGCCGAUAUUACUCUUCCCCGCAGUGAUAGAUGGUAUAUCCCAACCAUGCACUUGAACUGGACGCAUGUGGUUGAAAGAUACCAUUUUGCAUUAUCAGCGAGACAAGCCUCCAGUCACUGCCAGUGGAUCCAAGGUAUACCUUGACAGAGAUGACACAGUGGAACACUGUUGGUCUUUGAUUGGUCUCCCCAACACAAUGUUCUCAAUUUUGUUGGGACAGUUGGAGUGUGAAAACAAUGGCAUCCAAUGCCCAAGGAAGGCUUUGGAGCUCGUCUCAGAAAGACCAGUCCGGGUUGAGAGGGGGUGUUGGUCAUGCUGAGGGUUGACUUUGGGACUUGUGGGGUCUAGGCGGGUUCUCUUGGUGUUCUGUGCUAUGGCUGGUUGGUGCUGCAUGGUGCCUGUCAGGGUGGAUAGCUGUAGCUGUUGCCUCAUUUUCCUGGCUGGGUGUAUUGCACAGUAGUGUACAGAAUAUAUAUAUAAAAAUCAAUACACAAACCUCCCCAUAUACACACAGCCCACAUAUACACACACCUCCCUCAUUCACUCACUCAACUCUACACACAUAAUUGUCUAUAUAUAAUUAUUUUCCUUCUUUCUGCUUCCCCUUCCUUUCUAUAUACAAAGUAUUUAUUGUAGUCGAGUUUAUGAUUAUUUAGGAAAAAAAAAAAAAGCUUCUUAUAUUAUAAUUCUUGUAUGUUUUCUCCAACGUUUAUAGGCUAUGUAACCAAUGUUUAGGAUUUAUUCAGAUAUCAAAUGUCUUUUCGUAUAUGCACUUGGAACAUUCAGGGUUUAAACUCUGCUUUAUUUGGUCUUAAAAGCCAAAAUCCAGAAUUUAUAAAAGCAAUUAAAGAUAUAGAUAUUAUAAUACUGCAAGAAACCUGGUACAGAGGGGGUGAAAUCACUGGCUGUCCACCAGGUUACAGAGAAAUAAUAGUUCCAUCAAUAAAAUUAAAAUCAACUAAACAGGGCAGGGAUUCAGGAGGUCUUUUAAUAUGGAGCAGAGCUGACAUCAACUGUGAGUUAAUUAGAAAGGGGAAUUAUAAUGUAUGGCUAAAAAUUGGAAAAAAUAUCAUAGCCACCCCAAAAGACUUGUUUCUAUGUACUAUUUAUAUUCCUCCAUCAGAAUCACCGUAUUAUGACGAAAACACAUAUAUAGAACUAGGAAAUGAGAUUAGCUACUAUCAAUCGAUUGGACAUGUAAUGAUAUGUGGUGAUCUAAAUGCCAGAACCGGUGAAGGCCUAGAUACAGUUAAUACAUUAGGCGACAAAUUCAUAAUUGGACAAAAUAUACAUUUUCCUACUCAUCUAACCAGAAACAACUAUGACAAAAUAAUAAAUACACAUGGUAGAGCUUUGUUAGAGCUUUGUCAGUGCCAGGGUCUGUACAUUGUCAAUGGGAGGCUAAGAGGAGACUCACUAGGACAAUACACUUACAGUUCAGUCCUUGGUUGCAGUACGGUCGACUACUUUAUAACAGAUCUUCAUGAAAAUCAUUUAAGGGCUUUCACAGUAAAUCCUUUGGCUCCUUUUUCUGACCAUUCACAGAUAACUUUCUAUCUAAACAGAACUAAUGGAAAGCCCAAGUUUUCUCAAUCAUCUAUAAUGCAUAGGAUGAGUAACACCUACAGAUGGCGUGAAAAUAGCAAAGAUCAAUAUGUUAAAACAAUCAGACAAGAUGACACAAAGGCUCCAUCUCGUCGUCCGGCAGCACCCGCCUGGAAUUCCAACACCAUCGUGAGCUACAUGGACAUCGUAGAUAGCCCACAGCGGCUCAACGUCCUCGUCGGCAGCCACAGUCAGCAAGCAGCGGUCGGCACAGGCAGCGGUCAGCAAACAGCGGUCAGCAGGCAGCAGGACAUCGCUUUCUCCCCUACUCCACCUCCACAGUCCCGCCGCUCCCUGCCUCUUAUCCGAGCUACAAUCACCACACCAGCCAACCAGCAUGGUAGCCAGAUGAUUGCCCAUCAAGGCUGA
This is a messenger RNA of Alosa sapidissima (American shad), 3583 nucleotides long. RefSeq lists its product as uncharacterized. Lineage: Eukaryota; Metazoa; Chordata; Actinopteri; Clupeiformes; Clupeidae. The coding region runs from base 2363 to 3583 and encodes 406 amino acids. The transcript has 4 exons. The record is from RefSeq and is a predicted model, not a curated record. Gene Ontology annotation, molecular function: catalytic activity.